UCACGUCCUCACCCCACACGCACACGGAGUCACGCCGUCACGGACACGCUUGCGGCUUGCCCCCAGGUUUCUUCCCGUUCAAACGCGCAGAACACCCGUCAUAGGCCAAGACCCCAGUCCGUGAGGGGAACGGGGGAAAAAACUCGAGAGAUUCAAAACCUUCCAAAACCCUCGCCACUCGCCGCCGUCGCCGCCAUGGACCGUGCCCCGCCGCGCGGCGCGCCCCGCGACGCUGUCGGCCAGCGGUGGCUCGCCGUCUUCGCCUUCCAGGCCGCGCUCUCGGCCGCCGCUUCCGCGCUCCGCCUCGCGGUGUUCCCGCGCGGCCGCAGCCACCCACUCCUCGGCGUCCCCACCGGCCUCCUCCUCGCGCUCGACCCGUUCCUCUCUUGCGCCGCCACGGGGCUCCUCGCGCUCGCGCUCCUCCUCACCGAGUCCCCGCACCCGCGGCCUCCCCCGCUGCCCCGGAGCGCUCUCGCGACCGCCCUCCUCGCCGCGGCAGGCACGCUCUGCGUGGGCGCCGCGGCGGCGAUGCUACCCGAGGACGCCGGGUGGGAGGCCGUCGCUUGGCUCGGGUUCCGAGGCGCCGUGCUUGGGUCCAUCUUCGCCGGGCACUAUUUUGGCCGUCGGAGGUGGUUGCUCCAGUUCCCCGUCUUGCAGCGACCUCUAUUCUAUGGAUUGAAGAUGGGUCUCCUACCAUCUGGAAAUAGGGCUCUAAAGUUAUCAAUCCAGGCCUUCCUCAUUUCCCAUUUCCUAGUUUUCUUUCUUCCUUGGCAAUUCAGAAAGGGAGGUUCUGUUAUACUUACUGAGAUCAGCAUUUUAAUGGUGACUGCUGCUGUUUCCUUCUGUUUGGAAAUAAACUAUCAGUUUGUCCAGGUCGUACAUACAAGGAGGUGCAGUUUUGCUCCACCUCAGAGCACUGCCGCUGCAGAGACUAACCCCACUGAAUUUAUCCUGGAAACUUUGGAACAAAGUGAUUCACGAUCAUUGAUACAAUAUCUUGCUUACCAAGAUUUGUGUGUGGUAUCUGAGUGUAAUGUGGAACCGUGGCGCAGAGCUGCUUUCUUCGAGGAAUCUGGUGAAACUUAUAAAAGAAUUGUGACAGCUUGUCUGAAGCCACUUGAGGAGUUUACUUCAAAAAUUGCUGAAGCCCUUGAAGGUUUAUCUAGUGAUAAGCCAGAACUGAUGCUCCAACAGUCCAAACUCUUUAGUGCAUUUGAUGAUUCCCAGAUAUGCACAUGGUGUGCUCGGACAUUGGCAGUAUUAACUGCACGCUCACGCCAGGAGGAUCGAUAUGGUGUUGCUCAACUCACUGGCUGCAAUGCUGCUGUGAUGACAACGUUGCUGUCUGCCCUAGUAGCAAUUGAGACAUGUUUAGGAAAGAAAACAAACCCACAGCCUGUGCACUCACUGGGUCCUGAAAACAUUAGGUGGGCUAGCUUGUCCACAGGACGAAAAGGCACUGGAGUUUCAAUUGCAAGCACACAAAAAGGUGGCCUGCACAAGAAAGCUUAUACCAUGGCAGAUGUUCUUCGGACUUCUGUUUAUCAGAUAGUUUCAGCAUUCAUUGAUGACCUGCGAGCUAAUGCAAAACCAUCCAGCUUGGAGAAGAACUGGAUCAGUGAAGGGAGAAAGCCUGUGUAUGGUUCACAAGCCGUGUUGGUUCAGAAGUUGAUUCUGUUUAUUGAGUACCGUGCUGUAUGAACUUGGCUCCAUGUCUCUCAGAUCCUUACCCAUCAGAUCAUACUUGGAUGGAAGUGUUUGGUUUUUAGAACUUGGUUCAAGGACCGUUGCUUUCCACCAGAACCUAUGAAGAUGGAUCCUAAAUUAACAGUUUCUCAAGAUGAACUUUGACUUAUGUAUUCCUGUGGACUGCUGCACUGCUGAAGGCACCGCCGCUCUCGGAGUGGAUAACCAUUAUCCACUCAGGCCUUGCUUCUAUUCUGGUUAUCCACUCAGGCCUUGUUUCUAUUCUGAAAUUGUAGCCUGAAAGUUGAAUAGAGCCACCUGUAUGUUGUAUCAUGAAGAGGAAAUCUGAAAGACAUGCGAUUUUUUAUAUCGACUUAUCAGAUUUAUGACACGAACUGUUAGUACUCAGGUUUUAGCUGCAACUUCAAACGAGAGGCACAUUCAAGGUUUUCCUUUAUUUGGUGGGAUUAGUAUUGCCAGGUUUCUGGUUUGUAUGCUCAAAAGGUUUGAAUAGGUUCCAGUUUUUUUCCCAGUUAACCAGUAGCAAUAUCCGCGUAGACUUGAAAGUUGAAACUUCUUUUUUCCAGA
Molecule: messenger RNA, 2274 nt
Organism: Sorghum bicolor (sorghum)
Lineage: Eukaryota; Viridiplantae; Streptophyta; Magnoliopsida; Poales; Poaceae
Exons: 4
Coding region: 196-1701 (501 amino acids)
Biological process (GO): nuclear pore organization
Cellular component (GO): nuclear pore transmembrane ring
Molecular function (GO): protein-macromolecule adaptor activity
Source: RefSeq, a predicted model, not a curated record